Antrostomus carolinensis (chuck-will's-widow) is the source of this 2258-nucleotide messenger RNA. RefSeq names its product diacylglycerol kinase delta (gene DGKD). Gene Ontology annotation, biological process: phospholipase C-activating G protein-coupled receptor signaling pathway. Lineage: Eukaryota; Metazoa; Chordata; Aves; Caprimulgiformes; Caprimulgidae. Gene Ontology annotation, molecular function: ATP-dependent diacylglycerol kinase activity. The transcript is spliced from 19 exons. The record is from RefSeq and is a predicted model, not a curated record. Gene Ontology annotation, cellular component: plasma membrane. The annotation marks the transcript as partial.
AUGGAGGAAUGCACAUCUCGUGCAGAGACUAUCAUCAAAGAGGGGAUGCUGAUGAAACAGACCAGCUCUUUCCAGCGCUGGAAGAGACGAUAUUUUAAGCUGCGAGGACGAACACUCUACUAUGCAAAAACUGCUAAGUCCAUUAUUUUUGAUGAGGUGGAUCUGACAGAUGCCAGUGUGGCAGAAUCCAGCACUAAGAAUGUCAACAACAGCUUCACGAUUAUCACUCCAUGUCGGAAGCUCAUCCUUUGUGCUGAUAACAGAAAAGAGAUGGAAGAUUGGAUUGCAGCACUGAAGACUGUACAAAACCGUGAACAUUUUGAGUCUACCCAGUACAGUAUGGACCAUUUCUCAGGGAUGCAUAACUGGUACGCCUGCUCACAUGCUCGGCCAACAUACUGCAAUGUGUGUCGGGAGGCAUUAUCUGGAGUCACGUCACAUGGGCUCUCCUGUGAAGUGUGCAAGUUUAAAGCCCACAAGCGGUGUGCUGUGCGGGCAACCAAUAAUUGCAAGUGGACAACUCUGGCCUCUAUUGGGAAGGAUAUCAUUGAGGAUGAAGAUGGGAUCUCAAUGCCACAUCAAUGGCUGGAAGGAAACCUCCCUGUGAGUGCCAAAUGCACUGUGUGCGAUAAAACCUGUGGCAGUGUCCUACGUUUGCAAGACUGGCGCUGCCUUUGGUGCAAAGCCAUGGUACACACAGCAUGUAAAGACUUGUUGCCAAACAAGUGCCCUCUUGGGCUGUGCAAAGUGUCUGUCAUUCCUCCUACUGCUCUCAACAGCAUUGAUUCAGAUGGCUUCUGGAAAGCUACUUGUCCCCCUUCUUGCACAAGCCCUUUGUUGGUCUUUGUCAACUCAAAAAGUGGAGACAACCAAGGUGUAAAAUUUCUACGAAGAUUCAAACAGCUACUGAAUCCAGCCCAGGUCUUUGAUCUCAUGAAUGGAGGACCUCACCUUGGCUUACGCUUAUUUCAGAAAUUUGACACUUUCCGGAUUCUAGUUUGCGGUGGGGACGGAAGUGUUGGCUGGGUUCUCUCUGAAAUUGAUAGCCUCAAUCUUCACAAGCAGUGCCAGCUGGGAGUCCUUCCCUUGGGAACAGGGAAUGACCUUGCCCGUGUGUUAGGCUGGGGAUCUGCUUGUGAUGAUGAUACCCAGCUCCCGCAGAUCCUGGAGAAGCUGGAGAGGGCCAGUACCAAAAUGCUGGACAGGUGGAGCAUCAUGGUGUAUGAAACCAAACUCCCUCGCCAGGCCUCCACUUCCACAGUCACCGAAGAUUUCAGUGAGGAUUCUGAGGUGCAGAAGAUUCUCUUCUAUGAAGACUCUGUGGCUGCUCAUUUGUCCAAAAUUUUGACUUCUGACCAACACUCAGUGGUCAUCUCCUCAGCCAAGGUGCUUUGUGAGACAGUGAAGGAUUUUGUUGCUCGAGGAGGGAAAGCUUAUGAGAAGGCAACGGAAAGCUCGGAGGAAUCAGAGGUCAUGGCCAGGAAGUGCUCUGUCCUGAAGGAGAAGCUGGACUCAUUGCUGAAGACACUGAAUGAUGAAUCUCAAGCAUCUUCAUCUCUGCCAAACCCUCCUCCCACCAUUGCAGAGGAAACCGAAGAUGGUGAUGGGUCAGGCAGUGCUUGUGAUUCUUCUAGUGACCGGUCGGUGGGAUCAUCAUGUACUGCACGGCCCCAGAUAUUUCGCCCCCGAGAACAGCUCAUGUUGAGAGCCAACAGCUUGAAAAAAGCCAUUCGUCAGAUAAUAGAGCAUGCAGAAAAAGCUGUAGAUGAGCAGAAUGCCCAGACCCAGGAGCAAGAGGGCUUCCUCCUUAGUCUCUCAGCCUCUGAAGAGGGCAAGGAGCUGAGGAACGAGGAUAAAAUCUCCCUGCAGUCAUCACACAGCAGCAGCUAUGGAGUGUCCAAAGGGAGGAGCCAGCGGAAAGCAUCCAAGUCUCCUUGCGAAAGACUAAUAAACAAAGGAAGUUUGUCGCUGGGCAGCUCUGCAUCUCUUCCUCCCCAGACAGGAAGCCGGGACAACUUGCCAAUGCUGAACACAAAAAUUCUCUACCCAAAUAUCCGUGCUGGCAUGUCUGGUUCUUUGCCUGGGAGCUCUGUCAUCAGCCGACUGUUAAUCCAUGCUGAUCCCUUUAACUCUGAGCCUGAAAAUCUUGAAUGUUACACAGAGAAGUGUGUCAUGAAUAAUUACUUUGGAAUUGGACUGGAUGCAAAGAUUUCUUUGGACUUCAACAACAAACGUGAUGAGCACCCAGAGAAAUGCAG